UCCCCUGGCGCAGGGAUUUUUUUGUCCGGUCGCGCUUCCGACACAGUGGCGCGCUGGCGGCCCGUGAUUCAAUGCAGGAGUCGAUUGGGAUUGCUUUGUCGCUUCUCGAUCCGGCAGUGGCGUCGCGGGAGUUGAUCCAGGUGUGAUAUUUUGCUCUCGAAGGCGCUGUAGCAGCGGAGGGGUUUUGGAUCAUGUUUCUUCGCGGCUGAGAGGCGGUAUGACGAAGGAGAGGGGGCAUGUUGUUCACAGUGGAGGAUGCCGGAGCCUGCAAUUUGUUCCUGGAUUGUCGUCGCCCUCGCCAGCGGUGUAUCGAGUCCCGAGAACUCCUCUCGCGAAUGGACCGUUUAGAGGAUUGAUCAUCUGUGUCACUGGCCUGUCCAAAGAAGUUCGAGCUCAAGUCCAAGAUGCCACCGAGAGAAUGGGUGGAGUGUACAGUCCGGAUCUACAUCCUCAGUGUACACACCUGGUCGUCCAGAGCUUUGUUGGACGAAAGCUUGAGCAUGCUUUGAAGCACGGGGUAAAACGUGGAUUGUUCGUCGUGACUUUGGCAUGGUUUAUCAACUCAGCUAAGCUAAAUGAACGUCUGGACGAAUCUUUGUACGCUGUGUCAAAGAAUUCCUUUUUCAACGCCGUGAUUUCUCCGGAACAGAGGCUUUUCGAUGGCGAACACGCUUGCUUGCCCAGCAGAUUCGAAGAAAGCAAAUCCGGAGACAUCUCAGUGAAGUCCCUGGCGGAGUCUCCAAAUGCCGAGAGCAAGCGUGGUCUUCUCUUGAGAGGCUUCACGCUUUACCUGGAUCCGUGUCUUUCUGAGGACGUGCAAGCGAAGGUGGUCGCUGGAGCAAGCAAAGAAGGUGCGACUUUUGCUGACAACUGGUACAGUGGUUCCGAUGUUACACAUGUUGUCUGUGAAAGGGACUCUUUUCUAACUUAUACGGGGUCAACAUGUAAUCUAGUCACUCCAUUAUGGUUGUUGAAGAGUCUCAAAGAGCAUGCGCUGCAGCGCAUGGUGCAACUAUCAACAGAUCUAGCGCGGCACUUGGCUUUUGUGGCUGAUCUUUCGCAAAGUAAAAGUUCGUUGCAGAAUGAAGACGCGGUUAAGUCUCUUCAAACAGAACGUGAGGAGCUCGUUAAGAACGCGAAAGAAGGCGUAAGGAGGCGCAGAGGACAACGCAAACAACCAUGUCGGACAUUGCCACGCCCAAUCACUGGAGCCACACUUUUAGAUGGCCUGUGCUGGUCUGUUACGGAUUGUCCUUCAGCAGCAAAGGUUUACGCCGAAGUUUCUCCCAGUGACGAGUUCUUCGAUGCUCCUGAUAAUGGGAACACGUCGGAAUCAGAGAGUGAUUUGUUUGCACGUCCGCUCACUGAAAGUGAAAGGCAGGAGAUAAUUUAUAAUGCAGUCUUUUUGACUGUCAUGUUUCCAGUGGACCGCUUUGCCGAGAUGGGACCGUCGUCGAGAUCAUUUUUCUGUGAGAACGGCUUCACCAGGCAACAAAUAAUGGAAAACAUCUAUCAGUUUUACCAGGAGCCUUUGUCGGAACAGGAGUUGAACGUAGCAAUCAACACAGAUUCGAAGCACGCUGACAAGCUUCGAGCCUUGUACGCGGCCAGAGGGAGCAGUAACGACGUCAUGAAGCGUCACGAGUUUAUUGGAGGCAGGAGAUGCUUUGAUGGCCUCAAGCGGCUAAGCCGGGAAAACACCGGACAGAUUUACGAGCUACUGCUGGCAUCUUGAUCAAAAACACAAAUAACACAAACCUGUAUAUAUCAGAAAAGGUUUUGCUGGUAAGUGGAGAUAAUUUUUUUCUUUGCUACUAUGGGGACCAGCAGCAUCACCUGGCUUGGGAAUCAAGAAUGGCCCGAAUGGAGAAGAGACACUGGAAGAGGCUGGCGGCUGCCGGGCUCUCGCUGCUGCUACUCAGAGUUGCCUACGACGCCAUCCUCUUCUUUUCGCCGCUGAUAAUCUCCACGAUGCUGUGCGUGCUGUCGUUCAGACGACUGGGCUUGCUGCUCGAGGAGUGUAGGCCGCAGCUAGUGGAAAAUCCCGAGGAGUCGCAGGGCAGUGGCAGUGGCCGAGACACUGGUCGACUGGAAAAAUCUGGGGGACUGGAAAAAUCUUACAGGCACUUCCAGAAACUUGCUGUUCGUCCGGUGAUAGUCGAGGAGGUGGUAGUGAAAGAACGCCAGGAGGGACGAGAUUCCGGUGAAGACGAGGAGACGAUGGUCGUGCAGGCAGGAAGAGAUUCCAGUGGAGACGAGGUCGAGCAGGCAGUCCAGAGCUCCAGUGACGAAGAGGAUGAUGUCACUUCCGCGAUGGAUGAUAGUGAUUUUGGGAGGAACAGCAGCAGCAGCUCCGAGAUUGAUCGUUACAUGAGCUUGUUCGUGGAGGAGAGCGAUGAUCCGGAGGUGGUGGAGGAGAGAGCCAGUUGUUCCGAUGGUGUUGAUGGACAAGAGAGCAUCCCGAGAGCGGUUUUUCUUCCAGCUCGAAGAAAGCAUUUUCUGAGUGACGUGCUUUUC
Molecule: messenger RNA, 2517 nt
Organism: Selaginella moellendorffii
Lineage: Eukaryota; Viridiplantae; Streptophyta; Lycopodiopsida; Selaginellales; Selaginellaceae
Exons: 11
Coding region: 218-1735 (505 amino acids)
Source: RefSeq, a predicted model, not a curated record